CCAGCAUUACUAUUCAUGACAGAUCAUUCGUUGCCUUGGACCUUGUUGAGCAGGUCCCGGAGUCCACAACUACACAGCCUGUCUAGAAAAGAACUCAAUCCCCCAUGCCCCGGUCUGCGGCAGGGCCGUUCUCUUUCUAGCAGGGUGGUCUACCAGUUGAUAUGCUUUUUCGAGUAUCCUGACCUUGACGGCAUUUUGUCCUUCCCACACUUGAGAUACUAUUCUCCUGCACUCCUUUGGUUCGAGGGCUCUACCCUCACGGUCUCUCAUUCCGCUGUGUGUCUACCUCCCAAGUAGGAAUUUCUCAUCAGCCACACGCACACGUACACAGAUUACAUAUUUUCCCUCCCACGGCGUGUAUAAAUCCUGCGGCGUACGGACUGCCUUUCGCAGCUCCAUCUUUCCCUCUUUCACAGCCUUUUCUUCGCACAAGCAAGUCUAGGCAAUUUUGCCUUCAAGGUAAGGUCACAUCAAGUCUUAUCAAGUGUAACGAGUGCAACAUACAGAUAACUAAUCAUCGAUAGUGCACCGUCGUCAAGAUGAUUAUCCCCGAGGCCACCACGGCGCUGAGCGCCAACAUGCAGGUUGUGAGAGCUCUCCCACCUCAUCUUCUCCCCAAGGCGGACGCCGUAUUCGCCAUGGAGGCCGAGUUCCCCUCGCGCAUCGUCCUCGACCUCUACACCAACGACAUUGGCACCUUCUCCGUCUGGGGCCGCAAGAACUACACCGACAUCACCAUCACCCAGACUCCCGCCGCCGACGGUGCUGACAACACCGUCGCCAAGAACGACGACGCCGGCGAGCCCUCGUCCGCCAUGUGCGGCGAGAACGAGCUCGUCUGCGACAAGGCCCACCAGGCCAUGGCCAGCGUCUGCUAUCGCCUCAUCAAGGUCCUCAAGAUAGACAAGGCCAACGACAUGAUCCGCGGUACCCCGCAGGACUACUGUCUCGAGAUCGAGACGGCGCGGUGCUGCGUCAGCUGGACCGCCUUCAUUGACAAGCCGACGCCCGUCGCGGAGCUCGUGCCCGCCGCGGAGAUUGUGUACGAUAACUGCCGUGACAUCAUGCGCAGCUACGUCUCUGGCAAGGUGUAUGGUGUUAUUGUGGGCAAUCACUGCAUGGACCAGUGCCUUUCUGAACGGCCGGAUGGCUGCUGAUCGUGGUAUGUUUUCUGAGCUUUCUGGGUUUCUUGACCCCGUGACUGCUUUGCUUUGUGAACCCUGUUGGCUAACUUUGGGUGUUGUCUGUCAAGGUGACGAACCUGGGAGCGGGGAGUUUUCUGGAUCGUGGUUCUAAUGUUUAAUACCAAUGGGUACUCCUGCUUUGGGAAGAGUGCCAGGUCAGGUCAGAUUUAUUUCACGCUAGCUACACACUAACUACAAUACACCGUCAAUUGCUUCGUACACUUUGUCGAAGCCA
Colletotrichum scovillei is the source of this 1419-nucleotide messenger RNA. RefSeq lists its product as uncharacterized. The coding region runs from base 540 to 1157 and encodes 205 amino acids. The record is from RefSeq and is a predicted model, not a curated record. Lineage: Eukaryota; Fungi; Ascomycota; Sordariomycetes; Glomerellales; Glomerellaceae. The transcript has a single exon.